This is a messenger RNA of Platichthys flesus (European flounder), 898 nucleotides long. It is a transcript of the gene il12a, whose product is annotated as interleukin 12a. Gene Ontology annotation, biological process: immune response. The transcript is spliced from 7 exons. Lineage: Eukaryota; Metazoa; Chordata; Actinopteri; Pleuronectiformes; Pleuronectidae. Gene Ontology annotation, cellular component: extracellular region. The record is from RefSeq and is a predicted model, not a curated record. The coding region runs from base 1 to 606 and encodes 201 amino acids. Gene Ontology annotation, molecular function: growth factor activity; interleukin-12 receptor binding.
AUGGCCAACUUCCAUCUCUACCUCGCCGGCUGCGCGCUGCUGCUGACGCUCGGGUGGCCCUCAUCCACAGGACUCCCGCUGCGCACGGACAAUUACGCACAGAGUGCGCCGCUCUUCAGGGGCCUCCUGGAGAACAUCAAGCGCCUGGCCAACAGUACCGUAUGCUAUGGCAUCCUAUCGGAUAACGUGGUGAUGAGGACAGCUGAGACACCCCUCGCCUGCGCGCCCACUCUCACUGAGAACCCAGGCUGCAUGAUGCAAAGAAAUUCAUCCUUUAGUAAGAGUGAAUGUUUGAGCAACAUCAUGAAGGACCUGGUUUACUACGAAGCUGCUAUUAGCUCUUACCUCAAGACCCCGCUCAGAAGUCCUGAAGAAGAAGAGGCACUUCUGAGACCGACUUUGGAAAUAAUAAAGAGCUUGAAGAACUGCUCCCUCAUGCCGAAUGAAGAGAAUGACUCCUCAGAGAAGGACGCUGCCCAGAUGUGGAGGGGAAACAUCUACAAUAACAGACUGAAGAUGUGCAAGAUGGUGAAAGGCUUCUAUGUCCGAACCAUCACCAUCAACCGAGCUGUGGGCUACAUCACCUCAGGAGACCACAUGAAGUAACCAACCUGCAGCCUCAUCUUCAUCACCAUCAUCCUUCCAAUCAGUGCCACAGAAUCUCCUUUAAAUCAUCACAACUUCACAACAUCUCCUUGAUCUUUCACUACCACCACUUGUACCUACAACUACUGACCAAGUAGUUCUCCACACUGCACACGCUGCACCACUGUCUGCAUGGUUACAGCUCAGGCAUAAGCUAAGCUGACUCGAUACCAGCCCCUUCUCCCAGUGAGAACUGAAAGAGUCAGCCUGUUGCUAAGGUUAGCAGUGGAGGCCAUGUUGGCCUUUUUACACA